AUGAAUGGACCCACACGAAAAUCGACCUAUAUUGUCUCAAUUACACCAUAUUCAAGUAUGAUAAUCAUCGUAAGUGCUGCUUUAGUACCUACCGAAAACGGUUCCUAUCGUCAAUUUUCAACGAUGUUUGGCACUAGGAAGUUGAUACAACUCUUACUUUUUAGCUAUUUACUUCAUUUUGCCAUCGCCGUAUUUCAACCGUUUCAACCCAAAACAUGUCUUGAAAUAGCAAAACAUAACGCAAAUCGUGGCAAGCGCGCAAUCGAAUAUAAUGAUAAAAGUAGUGACUCUGCUCUUAGAAACGGUAUCUAUUGGAGUGAUAAAGAUAAAAAAUAUCUAGACAGUUUUGAUCAUGUUUUUACUGCGAAAUAUCCCAUCGGAGGACGACCACCACAACUUGUUAGCAAUCCUGAAGGUUGGACUGGAAACUCCCGGCCUUAUAUAGAUAGCUAUGAGCAAGUUUCCACCGAGAAAAAACCUGGCCUAAAACCACAGGCAGAUUUUAGUCAACUAAAGGGUUGGUCAAAAAGCGGUAAAUUUUUUCUAGAUAAAUACGAUCAUGUCUUUACUGAGAAGAAACCUGGUGUAAAGCCACGACCAGAUUUUAGUCAAUUUCAUGGUUGGACGGCAGACGGUUUACCUGGUCUAGGAGUUGGUGGUCAAUGGGGAGGCAAAAAACCCUACGUAGAUGGUCUUACACCAGGUAACUGGCCGAAUCACGGUGGAGAUGGCGUUCGUAAGCCAACACAAUCAGGUUGGGCACAUGGAAAACCACCGUACGUUGAUGGUCUUAGUGGAGGAGGAAGCUGGUGGAAUAAUGGCGGACAAGGUAAUCAUAAACCAACACAAUCGGGAUCAGGUUCGGGGUCAGGAUCAGGAUCAGGAUCAGGUUCUGGAUCAGGUUCUGGUUGGGGAUUUGGUACUCAUAAACCGUCGCAUAAGCCAAAUGCAACAGGAUCAGGAUCAGGUUCAGGUUGGGGUUCCGGCACAAGUAAACCGACUGGAUCAUCAGGAUCAGGCUCGGGUUGGGGUUCUGGUACAAGUAAACCGACUGGAUCCUCAGGCUGGGGAUUUGGCAGUAAUAAACCCACAGGAUCAGGAUCAGGCUGGGGUUCUGGCACAAGUAAACCGACUGGAUCAGGCUCCGGCUCAGGUUGGGGAUUUGGUACUAAUAAACCUACAGGAUCAGGAUCGAGCUCAGGCUCAGGCUGGGGAUUUGGUACUAAUAAACCUACAGGAUCAGGCUCAGGUUGGGGUUCUGGCACAAGUAAACCGACUGGAUCCUCAGGAUCAGGCUCAGGCUGGGGAUUUGGUACUAAUAAACCUACAGGAUCAGGAUCAGGAUCAGGUUGGGGUUCUGGCACAAGUAAACCGACUGGAUCUUCAGGAUCAGGCUCAGGCUGGGGAUUUGGUACUAAUAAGCCUACAGGGUCAGGAUCAAGCUCAGGCUCAGGCUGGGGUUCUGGCACAAGUAAACCGACUGGAGCUUCAGGAUCAGGCUCAGGCUGGGGAUUUGGUACUAAUAAACCUACAGGAUCAGGAUCAAGCUCAGGCUCAGGCUCAGGCUGGGGUUCUGGUACAAGUAAACCGACUGGAUCUUCAGGAUCAGGCUCAGGCUCAGGCUGGGGAUUUGGUACUAAUAAACCUACAGGAUCAGGAUCAGGCUCAGGCUCAGGCUGGGGUUCUGGCACAAGUAAACCGACUGGAUCAUCAAGCUCAGGCUCAGGCUGGGGAUUUGGUACUAAUAAACCUACAGGAUCAGGCUCAGGUUGGGGUUCUGGCACAAGUAAACCGACUGGAUCUUCAGGAUCAGGCUCAGGUUGGGAACUUGGUACUAAUAAACCUACAGGAUCAGGAUCAAGUUCAGGCUCAGGCUCAGGCUGGGGUUCUGGCACAAGUAAACCGACUGGAUCAUCAGGAUCAGGCUCAGGCUCAGGCUCAGGUUGGGGUUCUGGCACAAGUAAACCGACUGGAUCUUCAGGAUCAGGCUCAGGCUGGGGAUUUGGUACUAAUAAACCUACAGGAUCAGACUCAGGUUGGGGUUCUGGCACAAGUAAACCUACUGGAUCAUCAGGAUCAGGCUCAGGUUGGGGUUCUGGCACAAGUAAACCGACUGGAUCUUCAGGAUCAGGCUCAGACUGGGGAUUUGGCACUAAUAAACCUACAGGAUCAGGCUCAGGUCCAGGUUGGGGUUCUGGCACAAACAAACCGACUGGAUCUUCAGGAUCAGGUUCAGGCUCAGGUUGGGGUUCUGGUACAAGUAAGCCGACUGGAUCAGGAUCAGGCUCAGGUUGGGGUUCUGGCACAAGUAAACCGACUGGAUCUUCCGGAUCAGGUUCGGGCUGGGGUUUUGGUACUAAUAAACCUACAGGAUCUGGCUCAGGUUCAGGUUCAGGUUGGGGUUCUGGCACAAGUAAACCGACUGGAUCUUCAGGAUCAGGCUCAGGCUCAGGUUGGGAUUCUGGCACAAGUAAACCGACUGGAUCAUCAGGCUCAGACUCAGGUUGGGGUUCUAGCACAAGUAAACCGACUGGAUCAUCAGGCUCAGGCUCAGGUUGGGGUUCUGGUACAAGUAAUCCGACUGGAUCAUCAGGAUCAGGCUCAGGCUGGGGAUUUGGUACUAAUAAACCUACAGGAUCAGGAUCAGGCUCCGGUUGGGGUUCUGGCACAAGUAAACCGACUGGAUCUUCAGGGUCAGGCUCAGGCUCAGGUUGGGGUUCUGGCACAAGUAAACCGACUGGAUCUUCAGGAUCAGGCUCAGGUUGGGGUUCUGGUACUAGCAAUCCGACUGGAUCAUCAGGAUCAGGUUCAGGCUCAGGCUCUGGUUGGGAUUCUGGUACAAGUAAACCAACUGGAUCAUCAAGCUCAGGCUCAGGCUGGGGUUCUGGCACAAGUAAGCCAACUGGAUCUUCAGGAUCAGGCUCAGGUUGGGGUUUUGGCACGAGUAAACCAACUGGAUCAUCAGGAUCAGGAUCUAGCUCAGGCUCAGGCUCAGGUUGGGGUUCUGGCACAAGUAAACCGACUGGAUCAUCAGGAUCAGGCUCAGGUUGGGGUUCUGGCACGAGUAAACCGACCGGAUCAUCAGGCUCAGGCUCAGGCUCAGGUUGGGGUUCUGACACAAGUAAACCAACUGGAUCAUCAGGAUCUGGCUCAGGCUGGGGAUUUGGUACUAGUAAACCUACAGGAUCAGGCUCAGAUUGGGGUUCUGGCACAAGUAAGCCGACUGGAUCAUCAGGAUCAGGCUCAAAUUUGGGAACUGCAUCAUCAGGCUCAGGAGGGAGUCAAAUUAAAAAUAAUAAUGGAUACUAUACAUUAUAUGAUGCUGGGAAUUUGCCUUACAUGGCGUACUGUGACUUCAAAUCUGAUAAUAACUAUGUUUGGACUUUGAUAACAUCGUUCUCUCGCGAAAAUGGAAAUCAUGCUGCUUUGUCACCAUAUGGUAAACCAUUCCGAAAGCCGCUCUCGCAAAAUUUUCCUAGCUACGAAAAUCAAGCGGAUAAUUGGAAUAAAUUACGUUUUGACCUUCCUAGAAUGAACUUAAUUAAAACACAUUCCACACACUGGCGUGCAACUUGUAAUUUCCAACAAACCGAAAUAUUAGCAAAUCACAAAGAUUAUGUACGAGGAGCCCUUAAGACGCUGGAUAUAAUUACUGCGCUUGGCAAUAAGUGCGCUGCAGUAGAAUAUUUUAAUGUUGAUGGUAAAGGUUGUAGUAACUGCAAGAUACCCGUUUCGACUAUACAGGAUAGUCUCUUUGGGGGUAACAGGAUGCCUUAUGUCCCUGUAAAGCAUUUUUCUAAGUGUGGCACUCCAAUUGCUAUUACGGACAACACUGAAAAUCUGUUUGGUAAUUACGAUGGAAAGUCUCAUACCUUUUCCUGCUCCAAAGCUAGCACUUCUACUACAAAUUGGUGGUUAGGUGGACGUAUCUAA
Messenger RNA from Trichoplax adhaerens, 3933 nucleotides. RefSeq lists its product as uncharacterized. The record is from RefSeq and is a predicted model, not a curated record. Bases 1 to 3933 code for a protein of 1310 amino acids. Lineage: Eukaryota; Metazoa; Placozoa; Uniplacotomia; Trichoplacea; Trichoplacidae. The transcript is spliced from 4 exons.